Messenger RNA from Thunnus maccoyii (southern bluefin tuna), 1851 nucleotides. It is a transcript of the gene klf13, whose product is annotated as Kruppel-like factor 13. Bases 388 to 1143 code for a protein of 251 amino acids. Lineage: Eukaryota; Metazoa; Chordata; Actinopteri; Scombriformes; Scombridae. Gene Ontology annotation, biological process: regulation of transcription by RNA polymerase II. The transcript is spliced from 2 exons. Gene Ontology annotation, molecular function: DNA-binding transcription factor activity, RNA polymerase II-specific; RNA polymerase II cis-regulatory region sequence-specific DNA binding. The record is from RefSeq and is a predicted model, not a curated record.
CCAGCAGGAACAGGCGCUCAGGAGACACACUCACUAUGCUGGAGAGUGUUUGAAGCCGCGAUGGGAGUUAACACAUCCGAGUUUCUAGAGUUCCUGUUACCAGCGACGUUGCACUAAACAAAGACUUUGUUUUGGGGUUGUUUUUUUUCCCUCUGAGGGGGCUUGUCUGCAUUUUUGUCCGAGGCGUUUCUCUCACAGGAUGUUGAUGAUACUGGAAAGCCGGGUAAGAUCAUAAAGUCAGUUCUCUCUGAUGAGAACGACCGCCUCCUCCUCACCACCACCACCACACAAAGGGAACCACGGAACAAGUACUUUGUUUUUUCACACGCCAUCAUUUUUUAUUUUUGAAUGUCAUAAAGAAUCAGAGGGGGCUCUUUGAUAGACAAAAUGGAUCACUUUGCAGCAGAGUGCCUUGUUUCAAUGUCCAGUCGUGCAAUUGUUCACGCUCCUAAAGGGAAUAGGGAGAUAAAACCAGAAAUCCCAUCUUCCUCCAAGAACGGAGAGGAAAUGAAAGAGCCUUUGGUGAAAGAUAACUCCUCUCUUUAUGUGGUGGCGCGGAUCCUGGCGGAUUUUAACCAGCAGACUCCCAACAAUGUUGCCGAGCAGGCAAAAAUAAAGGAUGAGAGCAUGCCGAACCUCAUAGAUGAUGGAAACUCUGCCACACCUACCACCAUCUCCGAUCCUUCGCUCAAACAAAGAGGCAAAAGAUCGAGAGGUCGGACUGAGCAAGAAUCACCUCAGAAAAAGCACAAAUGCCACUAUUCAGGUUGUGAAAAAGUUUAUGGCAAAUCAUCCCACCUCAAAGCCCAUCUAAGGACACAUACAGGAGAACGGCCUUUCCCAUGUACCUGGCCUGACUGCAGUAAGAAGUUUGCUCGCUCUGAUGAGCUGGCCCGCCACUACCGCACCCACACGGGGGAAAAGAAGUUCGGCUGCCCGCUUUGCGACAAGCGCUUCAUGCGCAGCGACCACCUGAUGAAGCACGCACGGCGCCACUCAGAUUUCCAACCAGGCAUGCUGAAGAGGCCCCACGGCGGCAGCAGCGGUAGCACCACACGUCCCAGCUCCCUCAGCGACUACAGCCGCUCGGAUGCCUCCAGCCCCACCCUCAGCCCCGCCCUCAGCCCUGCCAACUCGCCUUAAACUGAAACCCAGUCGCACUUUCCGCCUCCAACCUGCGAGGCCUGUUUUUUUUUUUUUUUUUUUUUUUUUUUUUUUUGUCAUAACACUUGUGUUGCACAGUUGUCAGCAACCCUCCCUUCCCCCCUCCCCCCUUUGCUAUUCCUGCGCUUGCUGUGGUGUACCAUACUGUACAUAACUGCUUAUUGUAGUGCAAUUACUUGUGUGAUCCUAAAAGAAGGUAAUGCCUUUCCCAGAUGGCAAUAUUGACAUUCUGUACCAUAUGUCUGUAUUUUUUUAGCUUCUGAUCAUUGCUAGUUGUCCAAUGUAUGUUCACAGUCAGCUAAACAAGGUUAAGAAGAAGAAAAAAACAGACACCCUGACAAGUCUUAUCAAAAUGUUUUGGGUUUUUUUUUUUUUUUUUUUCUUUGUUUUGUUUUUUUUUUUUUUUUGAACGGGUGAGGAGAAGGGGUACACACACACACCUCAGGAUUGAAGACAGUUGCUAUUUCUGUAAUACCACAGUACUUAACAGUACUUACAUUGACUGCACAAUAUACUCAUCACUUUACUCUGAAAUUCAACAAGGGUUGAAUUUUACGCCCUGCUCAGGGAUGGCCUUGUUAGCUUGAAAGAAUGAAUACAAGAAGUGAACAAGAGAAACAUACAGUACAUAUAUAUCAGCCUUACACUCAACACAAUUUGCACUCUUUGUUUUUGUUGGUUUUCACG